Messenger RNA from Onychostoma macrolepis, 3344 nucleotides. It is a transcript of the gene hnf1ba, whose product is annotated as HNF1 homeobox Ba. The transcript is spliced from 9 exons. Gene Ontology annotation, cellular component: nucleus. Lineage: Eukaryota; Metazoa; Chordata; Actinopteri; Cypriniformes; Cyprinidae. The coding region runs from base 134 to 1825 and encodes 563 amino acids. Gene Ontology annotation, molecular function: RNA polymerase II cis-regulatory region sequence-specific DNA binding; DNA-binding transcription factor activity, RNA polymerase II-specific. The record is from RefSeq and is a predicted model, not a curated record. Gene Ontology annotation, biological process: liver development; positive regulation of DNA-templated transcription; pancreas development.
GUCCCACAGGGAAGUGGCCUAACUUCUCGGAGCAGGUGUCUUUGGAGGAGCUCACUGGAGGCGUGAGGAGGGGAAAUUUCACAUAGCCUACUGCAUUUCCCUCUUGAAACCUCCUUGCGUACUAAACUUUUAGAUGUUUGCAAAAAUGGUUUCUAAGUUGACAUCUCUGCAACAGGAGCUUCUGAGCGCCUUGUUGGACUCUGGAGUUACUAAAGAUGUGCUUCUGCAAGCGUUGGAAGACCUGGACCCGAGCCCGAGCGCUUUUGGAGUUAAACUGGACAGUCUGCAGAUGUCCCCCUCCGGCUCCAAACUCAGUGAUACGGAUACAAAGCCGGUGUUUCACACGCUGACCAAUGGACACGGUAAAGAGAAGUUAUCAGGGGAUGAGGGCUCAGAGGACGGGGAUGAUUACGAUACACCGCCGAUACUGAAAGAGCUGCAGUCUCAAAACACAGAGGAAGCAGCGGAGCAGAGGGCAGAAAUCGAGCGAAUUUUGGCGGAGGACCCGUGGCGCGCGGCCCGCAUGAUCAAAAGCUACAUGCAGCAGCACAAUAUCCCUCAGCGCGAGGUGGUGGAUGUGACAGGCCUCAAUCAGUCGCACCUGUCGCAGCACCUGAAUAAAGGCACGCCUAUGAAGACGCAGAAACGCGCGGCGCUGUACACCUGGUACGUCAGGAAACAGCGGGAGAUCUUGCGACAAUUCAACCAGGUCUCGCAAGGCUCUGUCAGCAACAUGUCCGACAAAGCCAACCAGGAUCAGGUGCUACUUUUUUUCUCCGAGUUCAGUCAGUCCGGGCAGGGCAUGGGGCAGAGCAUGGGGCAGUCAGGGGACGAUACUGGCAUUGAACCUGCAUGCAAGAAAUUGAGACGCAACCGCUUCAAAUGGGGGCCUGCAUCUCAACAGAUCCUUUACCAGGCUUACGAACGUCAGAAGAACCCCAGCAAAGAGGAGAGGGAGGCACUGGUGGAGGAGUGCAACCGAGCUGAAUGCCUCCAGAGAGGAGUAUCGCCAUCUAAAGCUCACGGGCUUGGCUCCAACCUGGUCACGGAGGUGCGAGUCUACAACUGGUUUGCCAACAGGAGAAAGGAAGAGGCCUUUAGACAAAAACUGGCUAUGGAUGCCUAUAGUGGGCCAACACACAAUCUGAACUCCCUUCUUGCACACAGUUCCCCACAUCACCCACAAACCAGCAACUCCCCACCAAGUAAGAUGCAAGGUGUCCGGUACGGCCAGCAAGGUCCUGGUGAAGUCAGUUCCUCUACAACGAUCAACCACCAUAGCAGCAAUGCCAUGUCAACCAGUCAGUCAGUGUUACAGCAGGUCUCUCCAGGGGCUCUGGACCCCAGCCACAGCCUCCUGUCACCUGACGUCAAGAUGAUCUCGGUAUCAGGCGGAGGUCUUCCUCCAGUCAGCACCCUGACCAACAUCCAUGCAUCCCACCACAUGCACCAACAGACCCCCAACCUCAUAAUGCCCCUUUCUGGAGUCAUGGCCAUCGCACAAAGUUUGAACACGUCGCAGGCGCAGACGGUACCUGUCAUCAACAGCGUUGCAGGCAGUCUGGCAGCGUUGCAGCCGGUGCAGUUCUCGCAGCAGCUGAAUGUCUCGCACCAGCAGCUCAUGCAACAAUCACCCGGCCACAUGAGCCAGCAGCCCUUCAUGGCCUCCGUCUCACACUCACACAUGUACCAACACAAGCAGGAGCCGCCCCAGUAUUCUCACUCGUCUCGGUUUCCCUCUGCCAUGGUGGUGACAGACGCCAACAGCCUCAGUACACUGAGCUCAAUGUCCUCCAGCAAACAGUGUCCGCUUCAGGCCUGGUGAGCACCUGACUUCCUUGAUGCCGAGAACAUCGUCCCCACCUCCAUUCCCCCUCAUCGCGCCCGUAUCUGUGGAAACCCAUAAUAAGUGCGGCUGAGUGGUUGAGAGUUAGUCAAUAAACCAGGGGAUGCAGGACUGACGAGAACGGACACUGUUAGGUUGUUCGAUCAACAAGGGUACACACUUUAGUGACAGUAUUUUACUUCUCAGUGAUGGACAAAACGCAUUGAGGAACAUGGGUGAUCCUGAAGAACAAACCAAUAGGAAACACAAGACAAAGCUACAGAUACAAGGAGAAGAAAGACCUGGAAUAAGAGCACUGUGCCCAGUGAAGACAUUAUAAUUGAACUGUGUGGAUACAAUGACAAUCAGCCAAUGUUAGAAGCAUCUGUAGGAGUUUCUGUGACGUGUAACUGAUGCAAAGACGUCUUCCGUGAGAUCUGACAACGCUUAGACAAUGUUCUGUACAGUUGAAUGUAAAUACAAGCAAUUAUUAUAUCGUUAGUAUGAAGGAUGUAAAUAUUCGAUUGUCCAUGUGGUGUGCUGUUUUAUCUGUCUAAACUGUGAUUCACGAUGUGACAAUCUAUGGAACAGGUAUGACGUAUCGGAAUAUGCAAUUUCAGACUUUUUUUGACUACUUUGUUGACGUCAAAUCUUAAAAGUGAGAUAAAUGUUAAAGCACAUUCAACAAAACCUGAACCUAUUGAUCUCCCUCCAAGCCUGGUUUUAAAAUAGACACUACUGUCAAUGUUGACUAUUAGCAUUAGCGUCGUCAGAUAGAUAAGAGUCAUCUUUCUGUGCCAGGACUUCCACAGUAUGCCAGAAGUAGUGGAUUUAAGAUACGGUCGAUUCAGAGAGCCAGAUAACUCCAUCCGCAUAGCUGCUCACCAUCUUUGCGAAAUCGACAGGAACGGCCGUGAAUCAUGACGUGCCUUUCUAAUCUAAAUAUUGACUUACAAUCAAACUGUCAUUGUCAUUGUGGAGAGAUACGCAGUGCGUCCUGUCGAAUUGGACGGCAGAAUGGUUAUCAGUAGGAAUUUCAUAAAAGUUGGGAAAUUGAGCCCAUUCGCCAUUUUAAACAGUAUUACCUGCUCACGCCACUCUGAACUACCAGGAAGCAUUGUGAAAUAGCUUUUAUUGUGGCUCUUGACUUUUUUUUUUACACAUUUGCUGGCAUGUAUGUCCACAAUUUUAAAACUGAAGAAACUAGAGCACAUGUCCCCGUCUAAGAGUUUGAAUACUUGUCAAAAGGUCACUGCAAUGUUUGUGUUUAAUGUUGUUGACUAUGUUCCCACUGCCAGUUGACCUGAGGUUACAGUGCUGGUUUAUUCUCCUGUUUUAUGCUGGAUUUAUACAAAAUGUGAUUCUGUCCACAUUGUAUUAUUUUUGUAUAAAAUGAAAUCAAUCUUUUAAAAUCAUUAUUUAUGCUCUUAAGUUUCAAGUAAAGUUUUUUUUUUUCUCAAGAUUGGUAACUGUGGUCUGUCUCUGAUUUCAAAUGUAAAAGUAAAUCAUAUUGUAUGAA